AUGAUAUGUGUGGCCCGUUCCUCAUAUUCCCAUGCAGGAUCCUCUACCCGAGAAGACAGAUAUCAGUCACUGAGUACUGUCAGGAUGGCCACCAGGGAUCUGGCAGUGGGAGUGAUCAUCUUAAUACAGACUGUGGUUGGAAUCCUGGGGAACUUCUGUCUUCUUUACCAUUAUCUCCUCCUCCAUUUCACUGGGUGUAGGCCGAGGUCCACAGAUUUGAUUGUUAAAAAUCUGAUUGUAGCCAACAUUUUGGUCCUGUUUUCUCUUGGAAUAUAUGAGUCAAUGUCAUCUUUUGCGUGGUAUCAUAUCGUCAGUGAUUUUGGAUGCAAAUUUUUCCUCUAUGUUCGUGGGGUGGGUAGGGGAGUGUCCAUUGGCACCACCUGCCUCCUGAGUAUCUUCCAGGCCAUCACCAUCAGCCCUAGGAAUUCCAGGUGGGCAGCACUUAAAGGGAAAGCUCCCAAGUGCAUUGUCCCUUCAAUUGUAUUGUGCUGGGUCAUACAGAUACUAGUAAAUAUCAUGUAUCCUUUGUUUAUGACUAUCACUUUGAAGAACAAAAACAUCACAAAUAGGAAAAGUUUUGGGCACUGUUCAAGUUUUCGUCAUGAGAAAAAUAAUGACCUAUUGUAUGUAGCAUUGUUGUCAUUCCCUGAUGUGGUAUACUUGGGGCUUAUGCUCUCGGCCAGCAGCUCCAUGGUCUUUUACCUGUACAGGCACAAGCAGAGGGUCCAAAACAUUCUUAGGAUGAACAUCUCCUCAUCGUCACCUGAGUCUACAGCCACCAAAACCAUCCUUCUCCUGGUGAGCACCUUUGUCUACUUUAACACUCUCUCCUCUAUAUUUCGUAUUAUUUUGGGUAUUUUUGAUUAUCUCAGCUGGUACAUUCUGAACGCCAGUUUGAUAAUCACUCUGUGUUUCCCAAUCCUCAGCCCCUUUCUGCUCUUGAGCCGCGACCCCAGGAUAUCCGUGGUCUGCUUUGCAUGGAUAAGGAAUGUAAAAUCCCCUCAUGUUAUGAGAAAUAUGUAA
This is a messenger RNA of Neogale vison (American mink), 1023 nucleotides long. RefSeq names its product vomeronasal type-1 receptor 4-like. Gene Ontology annotation, biological process: G protein-coupled receptor signaling pathway. Lineage: Eukaryota; Metazoa; Chordata; Mammalia; Carnivora; Mustelidae. Gene Ontology annotation, cellular component: membrane. The record is from RefSeq and is a predicted model, not a curated record. Gene Ontology annotation, molecular function: pheromone receptor activity. The transcript has a single exon. The coding region runs from base 1 to 1023 and encodes 340 amino acids.